CGACAUACCACAGUAAAGUGUUUUGACUUCGUGAAGCUUUAUUUUGUUGAAUUCGAUCAAUUAUUGUCGGGACAAGCGGACGUUGGGUAGCAAAGUAGCGCGACUUGACUGUUGCGCAUUGGAGGAUUUUUUUGUGGAUCACAACAAAAGGAUUUUUGAUAACAAGCUGGCAGCUAGCUCAGUUAAGCUAGCUAACGUUAGCUGACCUAGCUAGACGAGGAUUUCUGUUGAAAUUGCCCCCAAUCUGCUCAUGUGUCCCUCUCUUUUGAACAAACCCUGCUGAACCCUGGUCACUGGAGGGGCCACAUCAGAGCAAGGGCCCAAACUGUAGCCCCAGGUCCCCUCUGUCUGUGAGCGGGAGAGCUUCUGUCUAGUCCUCUGGAGACAAGCGGCUUGUCCUGCCAGGAUGUCCUCCAUCUUGCCAUUCACCCCUCCCGUGGUGAAGAGGCUGCUGGGCUGGAAGAAGUCGUCGAGUGGCCCCGGUGGAGCAGGCGGCGGAGAACAGAACGGGCAAGAGGAGAAAUGGUGCGAGAAGGCCGUGAAGAGCUUAGUGAAGAAGCUAAAGAAGACAGGCCAGCUAGACGAGCUGGAGAAAGCUAUCACCACACAGAACUGCAACACCAAGUGUGUCACCAUCCCCAGCAAUUGCUCUGAAAUAUGGGGACUGAGUACACCAAAUACGAUAGAACAGUGGGAUACAUCAGGCCUAUACAGCUACCCUGACCAAACCAGAUCCCUGGAUGGCCGCCUGCAGGUCUCCCACAGGAAGGGGCUCCCCCACGUUAUCUACUGCCGCUUGUGGCGAUGGCCGGACCUUCACAGCCACCACGAGCUGCGUGCCAUCGAGGCCUGCGAGUAUGCCUUCCAUCUAAAGAAGGAUGAGGUCUGCAUCAACCCCUACCACUACCAGAGGGUGGAGACCCCAGUGCUGCCUCCUGUUCUUGUGCCAAGACACUCAGAGAUCCUGCCAGAGCUGCCACCUCUGGAUGAUUACACUCAUUCCAUACCCGAGAACACAAACUUCCCUGCAGGAAUCGAACCUCCAAACAACUAUAUACCAGAAACACCCCCACCAGGCUACAUCAGUGAAGAUGGAGAGGCAAGCGAUCAACAGAUGAAUCAAAGUAUGGACACAGGUUCUCCAGCAGAGCUGUCCCCCAGCACUCUGUCGCCUGUCAAUCACAGCAUGGACCUGCAGCCGGUGACCUACUCUGAGCCUGCCUUCUGGUGCUCUAUAGCCUAUUACGAGCUGAACCAGCGUGUGGGGGAGACGUUCCACGCCUCUCAGCCCUCGCUGACAGUGGACGGAUUCACAGAUCCGUCCAACUCUGAGCGCUUCUGCCUGGGUCUGCUGUCUAACGUCAACAGGAAUGCCACUGUGGAGAUGACCCGGAGGCACAUAGGAAGAGGAGUUCGACUCUACUACAUUGGAGGGGAGGUUUUUGCGGAGUGCCUGAGUGAUAGCGCCAUUUUUGUCCAGAGUCCAAACUGCAACCAGCGGUAUGGCUGGCAUCCAGCAACAGUGUGUAAAAUUCCCCCAGGUUGUAAUCUAAAAAUCUUCAACAACCAGGAGUUUGCAGCCCUGCUGGCUCAGUCAGUCAACCAGGGCUUUGAGGCGGUUUACCAGCUCACCCGGAUGUGCACCAUCCGCAUGAGCUUCGUCAAAGGUUGGGGAGCCGAGUACAGGCGGCAGACUGUCACAAGCACUCCUUGCUGGAUUGAGCUCCAUUUGAACGGCCCCCUGCAGUGGCUGGACAAGGUUCUGACCCAGAUGGGUUCCCCUUCAGCACGCUGCUCCAGUAUGUCCUAAACAGCUAAAGAAACGCCCCCAAAAAAAUACCUGCAGCCCAUUACAUCAUCAUUGAAUUCCAAACUUGUGAGUCCUUUCAUAAAAAAGAAAAAGAAAAUGAAGACCCGACAGAAUGAAUUUUCUGUAACAUUCAUUUUAUUUGUGGCACAGUUCCACAUCCCUCACAUAUUCACACACACACACACACACACACACACACACAAACACAAACAAAUGCACCUACACUGUUGCACUCACUCUCUCACACACACACACACACACACACAUACAGACUUUUCAGUAAAAAGAAUUGGCACUUUGUUACCCAUCUAUGUCAUGCACCUUGUUAAAUUGCUUUUCCCCAAAUCCUUGAUAUUAGAUCUAUUUGUGGUACAAAUAAAAUGUAUAUUGGUUCUUAGUCCAGGAAGUAGGGGAAAUACCAAAAAUAUCUGUGAAUAGUUUCUCAGUAUUGAAUAUUGCUUGUGAGUAACACAAGCUUGAAUGCUAAAAAAAAAAAAAUCUAGUUCCAGCCCACACCAACUAUUGUUCUCAACCUAAGUUUACGUUUCUCUGGGAAACUUUGGCCCCAUCUUUUGUCAGGGGGAGGUGGCUUGGUGAUGAACCGAUGGCCUCGAUGGCCGUUUUUCCCUCUGAAGGAAACUCCACAAUGUGUUUAUGAAAUUUUAAUUGACUUUGAAAGAACGACCACCUUUUUUUUUCUGUAGCUCUCGACGUGUGUCGUUAUAAGACAUACUUCUUAAUGGACAAAUAGGAAUGUUAGUAAGCAAUUCCAAAACCCCCAAAUGAACUGCAAACUUGAUCUGGAUGUAGUUUAUUCCUUUGUCAUUAUAUGGCACUCUACAUGUCCUUGUUUUAGUUUGUUUACAUCCCUACUGAACAGCCUGGUGUGGAAGCUAAUGAGAUGUUGGCCAGGCCUUGCAAGGUGCACUGGGAAGGGACCAGAGAGCAUCAGCUGUUGUCAAAAGCUUUUUUUUUUCUUCUUUAUUUUUCUUUUCUUCUCUUUUUGACUCAACACUGGGAGUCCUGGGGCUCUCCAAGGUGAAGCAUUAAAGUUCUUACCGGGAGAAUUUGAAGGUAUCAAUGAAUUCAUUUUUGUUUUUAGCCUAUAUCCCCAUUGUUUUGCUACUUUUUUGUAUUCUCAUGUAUUUUUAUAUAUAAAUAUACUUAAGAUUUUCUGUCGUUCACUUUUUAUUAAAGUGAUAUUUUCAAAACCACAGCUGUUUCUAAAGUGACAAGGAGGGCAUGGGUCAUUCCUUUUAUUUUACCCAAAAGGUUUAGUUUGAAUUUAUUUACAAUCGCAGCUCUUGGUAAAAAAGAAGAAAAAAAACUCACUGCCCCACAUGAUGUGUAGCCUGUUUUUAUCCUUUUGUUUUUCCAAAGAAAUCGGGUGCAUUUAAAGUACAGGAAACCACCGAUUUAACCGUAUCCCCAAAUCUACUUUCCUGUAAUGGUUUUAAUGAUUCCAGAGGCAUGUCGAGCUUUGUAAAGGCCAAUCAGUCAGUCAUCUCCUCACUUUUUCUUUUUGAACAACACACGUGACCUCUUGUAGCCUUUUGGUGCUUAGUCAGGCGGGUUAAAGUUAACCACAUACAAUUGGCUUUUUAAAAAUGUUACAGAAACCUGAGUGGAGAGAACGAGCGGUUUUCUUCCAUGAGAAAAGAAGAGUGAAUGUGCCUGCACACUAGGACAUUCUGUGUUAGUGUGUGUGUAGUAUUUGUUCUGUCUAUAAAAUACAGUAUGUACAACAAGACUUAUUAGCUUAUUAAACUCUGCCAUUAUUGUCAUUAAGUGGCUGUUGGGAGUUUAACAUGUUUCCUCCCCUCCCUCCUUUUAAUGUAAAUGUGUUUACCUUAUGGCACUAGUGAUUGUACUUUAAGUGCACCUAGUGACGUUUGGAUUUGGGGAACUGAACCAUGUGUUAAGGUCCAGUGUUACAUUGUUUUUAUCUUUGGCCUACAACAUAUGAAUGUGAAAAAAAUACAUUACAAAAAACCUAUGUGGACCAGAUGUUCAUAUGCAUAACAGUAGUAUGUGUGUAUUUAACAGUAAUCUUUUUGCAAAGCAGUCAGUACAGUAGAUGUCGCAGUUGUUUUACCUGUAGAGGGCGGUGUUGAUAGAGCAGUUCUUUUUUUUCUUUUUUCUUUUUUGACCAUAAGCUUCUCAGGCGUGUGGCAUAUUAUGCAGAAUUCAUACUUCAAAAACACUAAUAAAGAUUUUUAUUCUCAUGA
Molecule: messenger RNA, 4038 nt
Organism: Pungitius pungitius (ninespine stickleback)
Lineage: Eukaryota; Metazoa; Chordata; Actinopteri; Perciformes; Gasterosteidae
Product: mothers against decapentaplegic homolog 2
Exons: 11
Coding region: 407-1810 (467 amino acids)
Biological process (GO): anatomical structure morphogenesis; transforming growth factor beta receptor signaling pathway; cell differentiation
Cellular component (GO): heteromeric SMAD protein complex
Molecular function (GO): DNA-binding transcription factor activity, RNA polymerase II-specific; RNA polymerase II cis-regulatory region sequence-specific DNA binding; I-SMAD binding
Source: RefSeq, a predicted model, not a curated record